UCGAAAAGGAGGGAGAUAUUUGUGCAGUUUGAGUGCCUUUCACGCCUUUCUAGCGCCUUUCACGCCUUUCUAGCGCCUGCGUGGCUGCUGCUAGUCUGCACACAAAACAGCGAUGUCAGUGAAGCUACACUUUAUGAAAUACGAUUCGUAGCUAACUGUUAAACAGACGUUUAUAUAAAAGACCACGCUGGAUAGGUAGGAGCGAAGGUGUUGGUACAUCUUUCGUAAACAUCUCAAAUGCUGUCGAACUGUGGUGUUCAUUCCGGCGAUAAUAGGUAGAUCAUGUCCUUAAUCCGAAUGUUUAUCAGACUACGAGGGACUGUGCGGUCAGCAUCUUGGGCCCAGGGGUUUGUUCUCAUGGGAGAUAGAUGCAAAUCAGUCCACUUAGAAGGCAAGAGAUGGCAACACACCAAGACUCAAGCAACGCCUUGUAAUUGGAAGCUGUUGGAUGACUGCUUUGAGCUCAGCUAUGGUGGCCUUGUGAUGCAGUUUGACUAUGUGUGGCUGAGGGACCACUGCCGCUCCUCUUCCUGCUACAACUCCAAAACGAACCAGCGCAGUUUGGACACAGCCAGCAUCGAACUUGACAUUCGCCCAACGAAGACGCGGGUGGAUGAGGAGAACCUCUUCUUCACAUGGCCUGAUGGGCACGUAACCCGCUACAGCUUGGCCUGGCUGGUAGCGAACAGUUAUGAGAGCCAGAAAUGGAGAGCCAUGAUGCAGUCACGCAUCCUGUGGAACUCUGAGAUCUACAGCGGCGCCAAGGUCCCUUCAGCCAGCUGGGAUAAAUUCAUGAGCUGUGACGAGGAGCUGAAGACGUUUCUGAGCAACUUCUUGUUGUAUGGCAUUGCAUUUGUAGAGGAUGUGCCAGCCACAAUAGAUGCCACUGAGAUGGUGACCCAAAGAGUCAGCCUCAUCAGAGAAACCAUAUACGGGCGCAUGUGGGAUUUCACCUCUGAUUUCUCUCGUGGAGACACAGCCUACACAAAGCUGGCCCUAGACUGCCACACAGACACUGCUUACUUCCAGGAGCCUUCUGGAAUCCAGAUAUUUCACUGUCUGAGGCAUGAGGGCACAGGCGGAAGGACUCUGUUGGUGGACGGAUUCUAUGCGGCUGAUAAACUGCUCCAGCAGUCGCCCGAAAACUUUAAAGUUCUCUCACAUAUCCCCAUCAAGCAUGAGUAUAUAGAGACCUUUGCCAGCCACCGCAACCACAUGAUUGGCAUAGGUCCUGUUCUCAGUGUCUACCCUUGGAACAAUGAGAUCUACAUGAUACGGUACAACAACUAUGACCGUGCUGUGAUAACCAGAGUCCCUCACAACAUGGUGCAGUGCUGGUACAAGGCCCACAGGCAGCUCACUGCUGAACUGAGGAAACCUGAGAAUGAACUGUGGGUCAAACUCAAACCAGGCAAGGUCCUCUUCAUUGAUAACUGGCGUGUGCUGCAUGGUAGGGAGUCCUUCACAGGGCUUCGACAGCUCUGUGGCUGUUACCUGAGCCGUGACGACAUGCUCAACAAGGCCCGCAUCCUGGGCCUUCAGGCUUGAUGCACCAGGCACCAAAAGACAAGCCCUCACCAGUAAAAUAAAUAACCCAGAACUGUAAAAAUGCAGAAAGUAUAAGUAUAGCACAGCCUGACGUUUCAUGCAUUUCAGUCAAAGAAUAAGAACCUUUGAGGAAUUAUCCUGCUAGACUCCAAAGAAGGAAGCUUUUUUUUUUUUUUUUUUUUUUUUUUUUUUUUCCCC
Messenger RNA from Electrophorus electricus (electric eel), 1746 nucleotides. It is a transcript of the gene tmlhe, whose product is annotated as trimethyllysine hydroxylase, epsilon. Gene Ontology annotation, cellular component: mitochondrion. Gene Ontology annotation, molecular function: trimethyllysine dioxygenase activity; iron ion binding. The record is from RefSeq and is a predicted model, not a curated record. Gene Ontology annotation, biological process: carnitine biosynthetic process. NCBI's taxonomy places the organism in Eukaryota, Metazoa, Chordata, Actinopteri, Gymnotiformes, Gymnotidae.